Messenger RNA from Rotaria sp. Silwood2, 2355 nucleotides. The record is from the annotation of a GenBank genome assembly. Lineage: Eukaryota; Metazoa; Rotifera; Eurotatoria; Philodinida; Philodinidae.
AUGUCUGUGUCAUCAAACCUUGAUCUAGCAACGGCAGCUUUCUCAGCAUUGUUCGGUAUUACGUCGAAAAACCUCUCCGCGCCACCAGUGAUCGUGGAUGUGCUCACACUAUAUCCAUGUAUCGUUCCAACAAGCUCUACUAUUGGAAAAUUGCACGUGAUAAGCCAGACAGGCAAAAAAAUAACUGUGGAUGCCAACUCCUCUGAUACAGUCGAAGAUGUAAAAAAAAAAAUUCAAGAUAAAGAAGGAAUUCCACUCGAUCAACAAAGACUAAUUUUUGCUGGUAAACAGCUUAAAGAUGGACGUACAUUGGAAGAUUAUGAUAUACAAGAUGAAUCAAACGUCCAUCUCAUACUUAGACUUCGUGGAGGCAUGCAAAUUUUUGUCAAAACUCUCACUGGGAAAAUUAUCACAUUGGAAGUGGAACCGAGUGAUACCAUUGAAAAUGUUAAAGCAAAAAUUCAAGAUAAAACAGGCAUUCCACCCGAUCAACAACGACUAAUUUUUGCUGGUAAACAGCUUGAAGAUGAACGUACAUUGGAAUAUUAUAAUGUUCAAAAGGAAUCAACACUCCAUCUCGUACUUAGAAUCCAAUCCGAAAAAAAGAAAACUAUGCGAACUGUUGUAAUUCAGUGCCCAUCAGGCAAGGAAGAAAAAAUUAAGUGCGCUUCGAAUAUAUCUAUUCUCGAGUUGAAAAAAGAGAUUGAACAAGUAAUGGGUAUUCCAAUCAGAGAACAGUGCCUUGUGGAGUGUAAAGAUGAAUUCUUGUUAGACACUGAAGAUGAAUACAACAGUAUACUUACACUAGUACCACCGAUCCAAGUUAAAUUACAAUUAGCUAACAAGACCGAUACGGAUAUGAUUUUGUUUGCCCCGUGGCCUAUAAGUUUCGUUGCAGAUAAAGUCUCACAGAUUCUUGGUAUUAGUAAGAUUCAAUUUCGAUUAACAUGUGGAGCGCAUCCUCUAGAAAAUCAAAACUUAGUCUCUGAUUACAGUCAUCUCAUCAGCAAUGGUUCCAUUAUAGUCGUCCAACGGGAAUAUGUACUAUCUUUACAAUCGACCAAUAAUAAGACCCACAUCCGAAUCACCGACCACAAUUCAGUUAGUACGAUAAAACGACUCAUUCAAGAAGGGCUACAGAUACCUGUAAAAUACCAAGUGUUGUUCAUGAAUAACGAAUUUCAAACAAACAAUCAAUUGACAUUCCCAAAUUUAAAAUCAAAUGCUGCAUAUACAGUCGAUGCUAGAGGUAGUACUACUCUAAUCUGCAUCGAACUUCCAAAUAAGACUCGUGAACCACUUUUGAUCGACGGGCAUUGUACAACUUCAAAUUUGAAGAAAGUGAUCGAACAGAAUUUCGGUUAUGCCAUACAAGCUCAACAAUUACGACUUCAAUGUGAUGCACAUAAGCGGAAUAGCAGCUGCUUGUCUACGAACAUCCUUCAGAAAACGUCACAACAUCUUUUCAAUGAACAUGAUGCACAAACGGUAAAUGAUCAGAUAGAAAUAGUUAAUGGAAGCAUCAUCCAAAUCUCCAUUAAUACACCAUAUUUAUUUUUGAGAAAUGUUUCAUCACCCAAUGAAAGAUAUCAUACUUCAAUUUCACCGUCGAUGUCUGUUCAAACAGUAAUGGAUACUUUGUCACAAAAACUCAAUGUUUUGCCUUAUCGUGUGAGACUAAACAUAUUGGUAUCACAUGUUGAACUUGCAGACAAAGGUCGUCUGUUAUCGACCUAUGAUCUGGAAGCGGGUCAAAUUAUUGAAUUUGCUAUUGGUCCACAAGUAAAACGCAAAACUCGUAUUAUUCUUCCCUCAGAAAAAGUAUUGGAGCUAGAUCUAGUCGUUGAAGAUCGCAUUAGUGGAUUGAAAAAACUAAUACAAACUCGUGAAGGUAUCGAACCACAGUGUCAAGUGAUUCUCAAAGAUGACAAUGAACUCCCUGAUAACGCAGUCAUUUUUGAUUGUCUUUUUGGCUGGAAUGGAUCUUUACGCGUCAAAAUCAUGCUAAGUGGUCCUCUUGCUCUCGACCCGGCGAUCCUGGCACCUAAGUUUGAUUAUGAUUUUACAAAUAUCGAUGAUAGUGGAAAAGUAUUCACUCGAGGUAAUUAUGUCUACGAAAGACCCUGCGGUUGCAAGAGGAUAGCUCUCAAUGUUGCUGGAAAAUAUGGCACUGACAAUAAAUGGCUUGGGAAGACGGGUACCAACCCCGAAGAAUGGCCAGUGUCUUACCACGGAACGGGUCAAAUAAAUGCAAUGAGUAUUGCUGACGAAGGUUUCAAACUUAGUAGAUGCGAUCGAUUCAAAUUUGGAAGGGGAAUCUAUUCAACACCUGANUUAUUUGAAAUUUAUAAAUAA